Messenger RNA from Hyaloscypha bicolor E, 1188 nucleotides. RefSeq names its product putative isomerase YbhE. The record is from RefSeq and is a predicted model, not a curated record. Gene Ontology annotation, molecular function: 6-phosphogluconolactonase activity; protein binding. Bases 1 to 1188 code for a protein of 395 amino acids. The transcript has 5 exons. NCBI's taxonomy places the organism in Eukaryota, Fungi, Ascomycota, Leotiomycetes, Helotiales, Hyaloscyphaceae.
AUGCGUUUUCAACAUGUCGCAGCCGCAGGACUGACGACUUCCGCUGUCGCCGUUAACUUGUUUGUAUCUUCUUACUCGGGAAUUGUUACAUCCUUGCAAUUGGCCCCCAGCGCUCAGGGUCCUGGUAUUGGUGGAUAUGUUUUGACAACUACGGCUUCGAAUAAUGAAUCUGGCCCUCAGCCAUCGUGGCUGACGAAGGAUCCCUAUAACAAUGUUAUUUACUGUGUAGACGAGGCUUUCAGCACUCCCAAUGGAACCAUGACCGCGUACACCACUUCAAAAUCUGGUACAUUGUCCCUCAUUGAUACCCAGGCCACAGUCGUUGGGCCAGUAAGCACCGUCAUAUACAAUGAAGGGAAAGCUCUUGCAGCAGCUCACUAUUCUGGAUCAGCAGCCACAAGCUGGAACAUCCUACCUUCAGGAGGUCUCAAAUCCCUGCAAACCUUCAUGUUCAACCUCACCGCACCAGGCACAAUCCCCAGCCGUCAAGAAGCACCCCACCCACAUGAAGUGAUCCUGGACCCCACAGGAUCAUUCAUCGUUAUUCCCGAUCUAGGCGCCGACCUCGUCCGCGUCUUCGCUAUCAACCCCAAAACAAGCCUUCUCACGGAAAGCACCCCAUUCAAAGUCCCCGCAGGCUCCGGUCCCCGUCACGGUGCUUUCCUAAAAGCCGACUCUGGAAAAACUUUCUUCUUCUUAAUUUCCGAGCUCGCCAACACAAUUGCAUCGUAUGAAGUAUCUUACCUCGGUGCCACGGGUUUGAAUUUCACCAAUGUGUUCCUCAGCGGUACAUAUGGAAACAGGACAACACCGGACGGAGCAGCAGCUGCUGAAGCGAUAUUAUCCCCAGACAACAAAUUCCUCCUCACCUCCUCUCGCAAUGCAACGCUCUUCCAACUUGACAACUUCGAUAAGACAAACAGCACCAAGAUCCCCUCGGACACCUUACACUCCUGGGCGAUCGACCAUGCAAUGGGAAAGCUGUCUCUCAAGCAGAUUGCUCCAGCGGGGGGUUCGUUCCCGAGACAGUUUUCAGUGAAUAAGGCUGGUGAUAUGGUGGCUGUAGGACUUCAGAUGGAUGGGAGAGUGGUAGUUAUUGAACGAAAUGUGGCGGAUGGGACGUUUGGGGAUUUUGUGGCGAGCAUGGAUGUUGCGGGGCAGGUUACUAGUGUGAUUUGGGAUGAGUGA